Phalacrocorax carbo (great cormorant) is the source of this 958-nucleotide messenger RNA. NCBI's taxonomy places the organism in Eukaryota, Metazoa, Chordata, Aves, Suliformes, Phalacrocoracidae. The record is from RefSeq and is a predicted model, not a curated record.
GCUGAGCGUGGCGGCGGUGGAAAGGGGGGGGUUGAGUACGGAAGAUGGCGGUGUCCGUCCUGCAGCUGGCAGAACUGGCCCUCCACGGAGCCGCCUUCCUCUGCGGGAUCGUCUGCGCGUCGGCCCUCACCGUGGCACAGGGAGAGUUUGGCGGCUGGUGCAUCCUCUACGGGACGGUGAGCUGGAACGGGACGGCGCUGGUGCCCAAAUCCUUCAGCCACGUCUCCCUCUGCUAUUUCGUCUCGGCCGUCUCCAUCGUGGUGGCCCUGUAUUGCUUCUCCUCGCUCCUCUACGGCAUCUACAGCUGCUGCACCAACGAGUCCCAGUGGGACCGCGCCUGGCUCAGCAUCGCCCUGGUCGCCGCCCUCAUCAUCCUCUUCUUCCUCCUCAUCUCAGCCUGCAUCCUGCGCGUAGGGAUGGAUGCUUUCUGCGCCUCCAUCGUGCAGACCAAGAGUUUGUCCAGCUGCCAGGAGGCUGAGCACAAGCCGUGGGUGUCCUACACCCCAAACCGCUUCUACAGCAACCUCUACAGCUCCCAGGCAUCGGCGUGGGUGAACGUGUUCCUCUGGUGCCUCCUGAGCGCCCGGCUGCUGCUCCAGCGGCGGAGGGAGGCCCCGUUCCCGCUGCUGCGUCGCAACGACCCCGAGUGGAGCGCCGAGACAGAAGCCAUUUUCGGGGGGCGCCCCGUACGGCCCUGAAGGAAAAGGGGGUGCCGGGGUGUGUGUUUCGGGGGGGGCCAGACCCCGGUGGGGAGCACGGGGUACGCUCCAGGCACCCCACGGUGCACGAGGAGGCGGGGACGGUCUCGGCCCUGCGGUGCCAAAGGACCCUGUGCCAGCGAGCUGGGGGGUCGCGGGGCGCCGGGCACCCCUGGCAGCUCCCCCCCCCCCAACCCCCCCCACGUCAUCAGGGCUUUUUGGGUGGUGAACUUUGUUAUUAAAGAGGAGGAUUUGCGAGA